Messenger RNA from Amaranthus tricolor (Joseph's coat), 1894 nucleotides. RefSeq names its product beta-amylase-like. Gene Ontology annotation, molecular function: beta-amylase activity. Bases 113 to 1681 code for a protein of 522 amino acids. Gene Ontology annotation, biological process: polysaccharide catabolic process. The record is from RefSeq and is a predicted model, not a curated record. Lineage: Eukaryota; Viridiplantae; Streptophyta; Magnoliopsida; Caryophyllales; Amaranthaceae. The transcript has 7 exons.
UAAAUAAGUAGAGGCUCUAUGAAGAGAAGCACAAGCCAAACCCUCCAAACUACAAUAAAAUAUAAUACUUGUUGUUCUUUGUAGCAUUCAAGCCCCCACCAAAUUCGCUGAGAUGGCAAGCUCCGAGUAUCAGCAGGUGAGUUACAACAAAAAGAUGCUCUUAAACUACGUUCCUGUAUAUGUGAUGCUGCCGUUGGGAGUUGUUUCUCCUAAGAACUCAUUCAAAGACGAGGAAGGCACAAGGAGUCAACUAGAAAAGCUUAAAGUAGCUGGUGUGGAUGGAAUAAUGGUGGAUGUUUGGUGGGGAACAAUAGAAGCCAAAGGACCAAAGCAGUAUGAUUGGACAGCCUAUCGACGCUUGUUCAAGGUUGUUGAAGAAUAUGAUCUUAAAAUCCAAGCCAUUAUGUCAUUCCACCAAUGUGGAGGUAAUGUCGGAGAUGUUGUAAACAUCCCAAUCCCUCAAUGGGUUUUGGAGAUUGGUAAAACCAACCCUGAUAUAUUUUACACCAAUCGGAGUGGUACUCGUAACCCAGAGUACCUCUCCAUUGGUGUUGAUAACGAACCUCUCUUCCAUGGUCGAACUGCUAUUCAGAUGUACAGUGAUUUCAUGAAGAGUUUCAGAGAAAAUAUGGCGGAUUUAUUAGAAGCAGGAGUAAUUGUGGACAUUGAAGUAGGUAUGGGUCCUGCGGGAGAACUACGAUACCCUUCUUAUCCACAAAAUCAGGGAUGGGAGUUUCCUGGCAUUGGAGAAUUUCAGUGCUAUGACAAAUAUUUGGAAGCAGAUUUCAAGAAAGCCGCUAAAGAAGCGGGGCACCCUGAAUGGGAGCUGCCUUCUAAUGCUGGUACAUACAAUGACACACCUGAAGAAACGGGAUUCUUCAAAAGAAAUGGAACUUACAAAACUGAAGAAGGGAUGUUUUUCUUAACUUGGUACUCCACUAAGUUAAUAAUCCAUGGUGAUCAGAUCCUAGAAGAAGCCAACAAAGCCUUUCGAGGUUGUUCACUUAAGUUAGCAAUUAAGGUUUCAGGAAUUCAUUGGUGGUAUAAUUAUCACUGUCAUGCUGCUGAAAUGACUGCUGGAUACUAUAACUAUUUCAGUAGAGAUGGUUAUCGUCCUAUUGCUAAAAUGCUAACUAGGCAUAAUGCUAUUUUGAACUUCACAUGUCUUGAGAUGAGAGAUUCUGAACAACCUGCUCAAGCUUAUAGCGGUCCACAGGCUCUUGUUCGACAGGUUUUAAGUGAUGGUUGGAAAGAGGGUAUCAAAGUUGCAGGUGAAAAUGCACUCCCAAGAUAUGACAGCAAUGCAUACAAUCAAAUCCUGUUGAAUGCUCGUCCUCAAGGGGUCAAUAAAAAAGGAGCACCCGAAUUAAAGAUGUUCGGAUUUACUUAUCUUCGGAUUUCUGAUGAUUUGCUGGAGAAAAAGAACUUCAAACUGUUCAAGACUUUUGUCAAGAGAAUGCACGCUAACCAAGCAUAUUGUGCAUACCCGGAAUUGUAUGGAAAUUCCAUAGCUCCAUUAGGACCACCAAAGGCAAAGAUUCCCAUUGAUGAUCUUAUUGAUGCAGCCAAUGGGCCAUCACAGCCAUAUCAAUGGGAUAAGAAGACAGACAUGAGUGUUGAUGGCUCACUUUCUGCUGUUUUAAGCAAGCUAAAAAGGUUUAUGAAUUGCAUAUUCAAUUAAGUUAAACUCAUCAGCUAAUCAAGCAUUUGGUAAACCAUGUACUGUAAUCUGUAUGUGUUAUCUAUAUUUAAAAUAAGGUCACUUCUAGUCCUCAUAUGCUUUUUGGUAAAUAAAACGGAUGUAUUGAAGAGUGGUAUUGUAACUUGUAAGCUCUAUUUUCAUGUAUUUAAUGCGUGUUUAUACAAGUUUAAUUAGUACCCACUUUUUCAAAAA